AUGAUGAGUAGACCAUUCGGAGUAAUGAAUUGGAAAUUCAAAAAAGGAACCUCCAACGUCAAAUGGAUCAUUGAGUUUAUUAAGGAGACAUCUGAUUUGUAUAAGGAUGAACCACUUUGCUAUUUGGGAGAUCAUUCACAAGUUCAUCAUUCUUUUGAAAUGAUUGAAGAAGCAAUUAAACACUACGGACAUACGGUUCAUGCUUUACCAAGCUAUUCUCCUCAACUGAAUCCAGUUGAAAAUGCAAUCAAUUUCUUGAAGUGUGAGACUGAAAAGGAGCUCGAACAAGAGCAAGAAGAAUUAGAAGCUGUAAAAGAUGCACCACAUGAAACCAAACAACACAAAAGAAUGGAGAUUUUACAAAAAGCUUCAGAACAUGCAUUGGAAAGUUUAGAUGAGCGUGUGCAAAGAUUUUAUGAGAACUUCUCCUCUUAUAUCCACAAAGCGAAGAGGCGUCAAGAAUUUGAUUGA
This is a messenger RNA of Naegleria fowleri, 471 nucleotides long. RefSeq lists its product as uncharacterized. The record is from RefSeq and is a predicted model, not a curated record. The transcript has a single exon. Gene Ontology annotation, molecular function: nucleic acid binding. The coding region runs from base 1 to 471 and encodes 156 amino acids. Lineage: Eukaryota; Heterolobosea; Eutetramitea; Acrasida; Naegleriidae.